Anarrhichthys ocellatus (wolf-eel) is the source of this 4538-nucleotide messenger RNA. It is a transcript of the gene sh3bp2, whose product is annotated as SH3-domain binding protein 2. Gene Ontology annotation, molecular function: SH3 domain binding. Bases 681 to 2564 code for a protein of 627 amino acids. NCBI's taxonomy places the organism in Eukaryota, Metazoa, Chordata, Actinopteri, Perciformes, Anarhichadidae. The record is from RefSeq and is a predicted model, not a curated record. Gene Ontology annotation, biological process: signal transduction. The transcript is spliced from 13 exons.
UUGCAGCCUAACGCAGGUGCGUUUCAGGUCAUGUUUGUAACCAUGUCGAUAGAAGUGAAUGUGUGUGUGUGUGUGUGUGUGUGUGUGUGUGUGUGUGUGUGUGUGUGUGUGUGUGUGGGUGCGUGUGUGUGUGGGUGCGUGUGUGCAGGACCUCUGUAUUGUUCCACUCUUAAGGGACGGAAAGUCCCCCAGCCGCUUUCUCAGGUCCGCUGUGUCCGACUGUGCGAGGCAUGUGUGUGUGUGUGUGUGUAGUGGUGUGGGUUGUAUCCGGCAGCCAAUCACAUACUAGCUCUGAGGAAACAGGAAGGAACAUGCUGCAGCCAUGUCGACCAAUGAGAAGUAGUAAAAGAGGAGGCUCUUCAGGAAACCACUGACAGAGUAUCAGGGGUUCAGACCUCCAACAGACUUCCUUCAGACAUCAGACCAACACGACUCAUUGUUCUAACUUCCCGUCCGUCCAUUACUUCAUUUCAUUUUUCCAUUUCCAAUCACUCUAUUCAUAUUUACUUCAAUCUUUCCUUCCAUGUAUCUGUAUUCCUUCUAGUUUUUCCAAAUCUUGCCAGUCUAAUCCCUCUAAUCUUGAAUCUGCAUCUCUAUCCGCUCCAUCCUCUGUCCGACCCUGCACCUGUCCGCCGUCGUUUAAAAAGUAUGGUGGUAAAUUGCGCCGUGCUGCCGCUGACAUGUCUGCCGACAUGUCCGCUCCAUCCAUGAGGAAGAAGAAGUCGUUUGCGCGGAGCUGCAAGCCGAGCGUCAGGAUGUGUAUUCGAGAACAGAGGGAUUUCAUAACCAUGUCGUCUCCAGAGAUGUGCUGGCCGGUGCCGAUGCCGGCCAUCGGGGCUCAGAACCUCCUCACCAUGCCGGGAGGAGUUUCCACUUCGGGAUACCUCCACAAGAAGGGAGGCAGCCAGUUCAGCCUCAUGAAAUGGCCGCUGAGGUACAUCAUCAUCCACAAGGGCUGCGUGUACUACUUUAAGAGCAGUACCUCUCCUGCACCACAGGGGGCGUUCUCUCUCAACGGCUACAACAGAGUGAUGAGAGCAGCAGAGGAGACGACGUCCAGCAAUGUGUUUCCCUUCAAGAUCGUCCACUUCAGUAAGAAACACAGGACGUGGCUUUUCUCUGCGGCCAGCGAGGACGAGAGGAGGAAAUGGAUGCGAUUCCUGCGGAGGGAGAUAGAUCACUAUAACGAGAGAAAAGAGUCCCACAUUCCGAGUGACUCCGAUUCAGAUUGCGAUAAUUUCUAUGGCACGAUUGAGGAGCCCAUGGAUAUCAAACACCACAUCGAUAACGCGGCAGAUGAAUAUGGAGAUGAUGAUGAUGAUGAUGACGAUGAGGACGACUAUCUGGAGCCAGAUGGCGACUGUUCGCCAACAUCGACAGGUCGACCUACGGGGCCGCCCCCCUCCUACCCCCCUCCCCCGGUGCCGGUUUCAUUUAAUCUCCGUCAAGACUCCAGUCCAGGUUUCCACAAGGCCCCACCUCCUCUCAUCCCGCUGCUCCACAGAAUCCCAACCAGCCCGCUCCCCAGAAAGCCCCCGCCCUGUUUCCCCCCUCCCUCCUUACUGAAGGACUCUCACAACGGCCCGCCCCCCCCCCCCCCGUUCGCCCCCCACCUGCACAAGUCCUUGUCUCCCACCCCCCCGGCUCCUCCUCCCCCCAACGUAAAGAGAGCCCUCCAGUGCAGAGUGACGUCCGUUGGGGGGCCUGGGAACGACAAGAGAGACUGGAGGCCUAUGCCGGCCGUGUCGGUCCAGUCCCCCGCCACUCUGCUUAUCUGUGACCAAUUAGAGACCAGGAUGGUCUUAAAUAGUCCCGCCCACUGCUCCCUUAUUGCUGGAGGUAGCAAAUCAGUGGGCAACCCCUGCAGCAAGCCGAGCCUACCUCCUCAGUAUAACAUCGGAGGGUCCUUCCUCAGGCUUGUGACGUCAGACUCUCCGUCCCUCAGCAAGACGUCCUGCAGUCACCCACCACUGCCUGGCCACCCUCCGCUCUCUCCUCUACUUAAACCUGGACUUCACAACAAGCCAGUGCCGCCCAAACCUCCUCCACCCACAGUCAAACCCCCGCUGCCUUCAGCCAAGUCCAAGCCGCCGGGAACCCCGCGCCAAAGAGCAUCUCCAGACGGCCAGAGCUUCCGUUCGUCGGGAGACGAGGUGCCCGCAGAGUUCAAGAGGAAGCAAGACUCGGACAAACACAGCCGAGGAGAGGAGUCUGACGACGACGACUACGAGAACGUGCAGCUGCCAGACUCCGUGUUCAUUGAUACGACCGAAACCAGCUUCAUAGAAAAGUUGUUCAGAGAGAGCCCCAUUCCUCCACAAGACGGACUGUACUGCAUCCGAAACUCAGGAACCAAAACAUCAAGGGUGUUGGUGGUGUGGGAUGUCAGUAUAGGCAAAGCCAGGAACUACCGACUGUUUGAAGAGGUGGACCGUAUGUUUCUGGACAACGAAAUCACCUUCCCCACUCUGUCUGCUGUGAUCGAACACUACUACAGCCACCCUCUUCCUCACCACGGCUCACUCUGCCUGCAGAAGCCGUACACAAAGACGCUGAGCUUCUGAUCAACGCAGUCAAACCGGAGAGUAGCAGAGAGUCGGGGCCUUCUCUGCAAGUGAAAUCCAUCUCCGUCAAGCAACAGUGCGUGGAGAUAAAAGUCACCCACACGGAUGAAAUAACUGUCACAGUAAAUCAGAACACAUCAUCCCUCACACUGUUCAAUGCUGUUGCACCAGAAUAUGCCAUAACGCUUCAUGUUUAACAGCAACCACAGUAACCUUACAAUUAAUGGAACAUUAUUUACCUUACUUUAACACACAAGUCUCUUAUCUUAACACAGCAAGCCAUCCUAAUCCUCUUCUGUGCACUGAAAACAUCAGUUACUGUAACUGCUCUGUUUCUGAAACAUUCCUGCUGUUUUAUGCAAGCUGAAUCGGUGUCAUCGGGAAAGCGUGUAAUGAUAGCGAUGAAGCACAAUACAUGAGCCAGUGUGAUGUAAUUUGUCCUCAAUGGGGCGCUGUGACACCAUAUGGCAAAAAAAGAGAAGAAAAUUCCCCCAGCUUCAUGUGGGAUGUGGGUUUACCUGUGGUUCCUUUUGGGUCUGUCCCGUUGUGCCCACACAAGUCCCUGAUUGUGUGACAUAUAUCAACUGCCAAAAGCGAGUUGAUGCGACACAAAAGUAGAAUAAUAGAACAUAGUAAUAUAUUACUCAACCAAAAAAGAUAGCAAUUUAAAAGGGAGGUUGAAUCAACUGAAAUAAACUUGCAAUCAAAUCCAUUUAGAUGUUUGGAGAAGAAAGAAAGUGUCAAUCCUACUUACAAAAGAUGUCACAGUGACCUCAACUUUGACCGCCGAAUUCUAAUCGGUCAACAUAAUUCAUUUUCAAAAGGAUGUUGUUGAUGUCCCCUCCCCUUCUGGGGGUUGUCACGUGUCCAAUCCAAGUGUAUCUCAGAGUCAAUGGGUGAUGUUUUAGUGAGUUGUUGAAAUGCACAUCCACAGGGCUCUUUUCAUCGUUACUACAUGUGUUACUCUGAAACACGGGUCUUGAGACAGCGUGUUGUUUUCAACAUGUAGUUGUUGCUCAUAUAGAUGGCUCUACGUGUGUUACAAGUAAUGAUACUGUUGAUAUUGAAUGUUUUUACCGAAACCCGGAUGAGUAAAUAAAUGAGAUUUAAAAGUGACGUUACAUUGUGCACACUUGUAUUUACAAUCUGGAAUGACCGACAAGAAAGGAGUAGAUUGUUCUGGAGGAAGGUCAUCUCUGACUAUCAGAUUGUGAAUGUUUGGAUCGAACUGUACACAAUGCGUGGAGAAUGUUUAAAAAACGGAUUUGAAGAUUUGGAUCAGAAUUCAAAAUAUGCCAGUGUUGCCGCCCGAUCUCUUUUAAUUCUGUUCCCAAAGGAGAAUAGUUUAUAAUGCAGAGGAUGCUUACGUUAGCUGGAUCAUUCCUUCAGACAAGAAUAAUGUUCAGGCUGAAUCCAACGUGUCAUAAAGAACUUUUCUUUUUAUUGUGUUUAUUGUCAGCAGACCUAAAACUGACUUGUGGGUGCUACUGGCAACGACUGGACCGGUAUGGGACUGUUAUUAGCGGACGGCAACGUCUUUAUAUAUUUCACAAAUGUAAAAGAAGUCUGUCGUCCAGACUUCAGUUGUCUCUGUGUAAUCAAUGGGCAACACAUAUUUAUUUACACAUGCACCAAGUCCAAAAACUGAAAUUGCGAUUUAAGAAUCCCAGGGGCUUGUAACGCUUCAAUAUGUUGUACUUUCUUUUGCAAAGUCCUUGGAGGGUAGAAAACAUCUCCCCUAUAAACAAGAAAUGAAACCAGACUGUACGGGGUACAAAUUGUCAGAUUGAUCAUGAAGAAAUUCAUUCUCAACUGCUAAAACGUUGACAUUCUGCAAAUACAGUUUGCACAGCACUGACUUUAAUGUUGUACAUCACUAUAUAUUUAUAUGUAAAUGCUGUAAGUACUGUAAAAAUGUAAAUAUAUUGUUUUCUACAGAAAUAUAUGUUGAGAGUGUAUAAAGGAUUACUCGGA